CGUGGCGGAAGUGGCGGCAUCAUGGCGGAGAUCAUCCAGGAGCGCAUAGAAGACCGCAUUCCCGAGUUGGAACAGCUGGAGCGCGUUGGGCUGUUCAGUCAUGCGGAGAUUAAGGCAAUCAUCAGGAAGGCAUCUGACCUGGAGUAUAAAAUACAGAGAAGAACCCUUUUUAAGGAAGACUUCAUCAAUUAUGUUCAAUAUGAAAUUAAUCUAUUGGAGCUGAUCCAGAGAAGAAGAACACGCAUAAAGUACUCCUUUAAGAGGGAUGAGAUUGAAAAUUCUAUUGUCCACCGGGUACAAGGAGUCUUCCGACGGGCUUCAGCAAAGUGGAAGGAUGAUGUUCAACUUUGGCUGUCCUAUGUAGUUUUUUGUAAAAAAUGGGCGACCAAGGAGCAGCUGAGCAAAGUGUUCUCUGCCAUGUUGGCCAUUCAUUCAAACAAGCCAGCUUUGUGGAUUAUGGCAGCCAAAUGGGAAAUGGAAGACCGUUUAUCUUCAGAAAGUGCGAGACAGUUGUUUCUGCGGGCUCUGCGCUUUCAUCCUGAGUGCCCAAAGCUUUAUCAAGAAUACUUUAGGAUGGAGUUGAUGCAUGCCGAGAAACUGAGGAAGGAAAAGCAAGAACUGGAAAAAGCAGAUAUGGAUGACCUGAGACAUUUUGAUUAUCCUCAAGAAAUACUUACAGGAGAAUUGGCACGGAUCAUCUACAAAAAUUCUGUAAGCGUAAUUAAAGGUGCAGAGUUCCACGUGUCGUUGCUUUCAAUUGCACAGCUGUUUGACUUUGCCAAAGAUCUACAGAAAGAGAUUUAUAACGACCUUCAGACACUGCACACAGAUGACCCACUGACUUGGGAUUAUGUAGCGCGACGGGAAUUAGAGAUUGAGUCAAAGCCAGGAGAAGAACAGCCCACAGCGAAGUCAGCCAAAGCUGCAGAGAUGGGCCAGAGGGAAGACAGGUGCAGUGCAGUCUACGAGGAGGCUGUGAAGACGCUGCCUACAGAGGCCAUGUGGAAAUGUUAUAUCAACUUUUGCUUGGAAAGAUUUUCUAAGAAGACAAGCAGUGUGUUUCUCCGAGAGAAGAGGCUGGAAAGAACCAUGGCUGCCUUCAGGACGGCACAUGGACUCAAGCUGCUGUCAGAAUCCCAGUACAAGCAGUGGAUUGAGUUGUUGUUGCACCGUAAGUUGUUCAGGGAAGCACUGGAAGUAGCAGUAGCCGGGACGGAAUUGUUGAAGGACUCUGGGACCAUGUGGCAGAUGAGGCUACAGGUGCUGAUCGACUCGGAGAACCCUGCUGUGGCCGAGCUUGUUGAAGAAGCCUUUCUGCAUCUGAAACCCCAGGCCUGUGUCCCGUUGUGGGUAUCUUGGGCAGAGUGGAGUGAAGGUGCCAAAAGCCAAGAGGACACUGAAGCAGUCUUUAAGAAAGCUGUCUCAGCUGUCAUGGGUCCUGACUCGGUACCUCUAAAGGAGAAGUACCUAGAUUGGGCUUAUCGAAGUGGCGGCUACAAGAAGGCCAGAGCUGUGUUUAAAAGUUUACAGGAAAACCGUCCAUUUUCAGUUGAUUUUUUCAGGAAAAUGAUCCAGUUUGAAAAGGAGCAAGAAUCCUGCAAGAUGGCAAAUUUAAGAGAGUUUUAUGAGAGAGCUUUGAGAGAGUUUGGAUCUACAGAUUCUGAUCUUUGGAUGGAUUACAUCAAGGAGGAAUUGAAGCACCCUCUUGGCAGACCUGAGAACUGUGGACAGAUCUAUUGGCGGGCCAUGAAAAUGUUGCAGGGGGAGUCUGCAGAGUUGUUUGUAGCUAAGCACGCCAUGCACCAGGCUGGCCAUUAGUGAUGAUGUCACAGCCAGUUUUGUGAUGUCAUACUUGAAACUCCCUGGGCAGACUGCAUUGUGAAUCUGCCUGUAACAUGUUCACAGUGGCAGACAGGAUGAUCUUGAGACAUGUUUUAAGUUUUUAUGUAUUUGUUUUUGAUUCCAGAAAAGAGAACUGCUGGUUUCAUGAUUAUUUGUUGAAAUCAGACCUACCAUAGGUCUGAUUUA
Messenger RNA from Ochotona curzoniae (black-lipped pika), 2028 nucleotides. It is a transcript of the gene UTP6, whose product is annotated as UTP6 small subunit processome component. Gene Ontology annotation, molecular function: snoRNA binding; protein binding. Gene Ontology annotation, cellular component: Pwp2p-containing subcomplex of 90S preribosome; small-subunit processome. The transcript is spliced from 19 exons. The record is from RefSeq and is a predicted model, not a curated record. NCBI's taxonomy places the organism in Eukaryota, Metazoa, Chordata, Mammalia, Lagomorpha, Ochotonidae. The coding region runs from base 22 to 1818 and encodes 598 amino acids. Gene Ontology annotation, biological process: maturation of SSU-rRNA from tricistronic rRNA transcript (SSU-rRNA, 5.8S rRNA, LSU-rRNA).